Molecule: messenger RNA, 579 nt
Organism: Aureobasidium vineae
Lineage: Eukaryota; Fungi; Ascomycota; Dothideomycetes; Dothideales; Saccotheciaceae
Source: the annotation of a GenBank genome assembly
AUGACCUUAAUCAACGAACGAGAAUACGCAUACGGCGGCCACGACCGCAAAGGCGUCAGCGGAGUCUACUGGACAAAACCCAAACUCGAACCUCCAGGCGGCACCUUUCGCUGCGAGAUCAUCCACGGCUUCAGCGUGCUUACUCCACAAGAAAUCACCGACAUAAUCAACGACGCCUCGAGGGUCUUUCAGGGCACGCGAUACAAUCUGCUCAGUAAUAAUUGCAACCACUUUUCUUCGUAUCUGUGUGAGAGAUUGACUGGCAGACCUGGUCCUGCGUGGCUGAACAGAGCUGCUAGCGUUGGUCUUGCGCUGCCAUGCGUGGUCCCUAAAGAAUGGAUCACUCCGCCAGACCACGAGACUGCAGAUGGAGAGUUGAUUAACGAGGAAGAGGAAGAUCAUGAUGACGACGAGACAGCAGCCAUGCUACCCCGUGACAAACGAACGAAACGCGACAAAGUUAGCAACAAGCGCAUUACUUCUAGAGACAAGACUCCUCCACCACGACUUGUUUCUGUCAAGGACACCAGUGGUAGAGAGAUGCCUGCCAGUGAAAGAGCACCGAUGCCUAAGAGAUGA